UGCAGACUUUUUUUGAAGUGAUCGAAAUGUCCACUCCUGAGUCAAGUAAAAUUACAAGCGUUUAUCCCAAGUCUCGUCAGGAUGUGAUUCGCUGGGAUGGUUGGGGCUACAAGGAUUCGCGUUUUGUGUUCAAAGAUGGGACGUUUACGUUUGUCGGUGAUCGAUACCCGUUGACUGGGAAUUUGGACAAUUUUCGUGAUUGGGUGUUGGACAUGUUUAAGAUUCACCCAACUCAGGCAAGCAAAUCUGCGGUUUUACCGAAGGAGUUUCCGGAACCGCUGAAGAAUCAGGCAUUUUUAAAUGCACUCGCAGAAGAAAAGAUAGAUUUUUCGGAAGAUGGAAUGGAUCGAAUGAUGAGGUGCCAUGGUCAAACGUUACAGGACAUUCAAAAUUUGCGUCAACAUAACUUCAAGAGGCUUCCGGAUGUGGUAGUUUGGCCCACUAGUCAUGAACAAGUGGUGAAGAUAGUGGACUUUGCUGGGAAGCACGAUGUCGUUCUGCUUCCUGUUGGCGGAAAUACAUCGGUUUCGCUAGCGUCAACUACUCCAGAAAUCUUUGACCGAUCCAUUGCAGUGUUGGAUAUGACUCAGAUGAAUCGGAUGCUGUGGUUUUCAAAGGAAAACAUGACUGCCUGUUUCGAGGUCGGCGUGAUAGGUCAGGACAUUGAGAAAGAACUUCGUAAAUACGGCUUCACUUUGGGACACGAGCCAGAUUCGCACGAGUUUUCUUCGCUUGGAGGAUGGAUCGCGACACGUGCUUCCGGUAUGAAGAAGAAUCGCUACGGAAACAUCGAGGACAUUGUCAAACGGAUCAAAAUGGUCACUGCAAAGGGUGUGCUCGAGAAGCAAUUUACAGCGCCGAGAUGCUCUAUAGGUCCUGACUUCGAUCACGUGAUGUUCGGUUCAGAAGGAACGCUUGGAGUUAUUACGGAAGCAGUGGUCCAGAUUCGUCGCAUUCCGGAUGUUCGCCAUUAUGAAUCACUUGUAUUCUCCGACUUUGAAACUGGAGUUCGAUGCUUACGGGAGGUAGCUGACAAACGGCUUCAACCAGCUAGCAUUCGGCUGAUUGAUAACAUCCAGUUCAGAUGCAGCGUUUUGCUGGAUCCUGCCGGAGUUUGGUUCGCUGGAAUGAAGGAACAGCUGAAAAAGUUUUAUUUGUCCUUCAUGUGUGGCUUCGAUAUGGAUACAAUUGCUGCGGCAACGGUUAUGUUUGAAGGGGAUGCGGACUUUGUCGCUAAUCAUGAGAAGCAGUUUUAUUCAAUUGUAAAAAAAUAUGGGGCCAUUAGAGGUGGAGAGAAAAAUGGCAAGAAAGGAUAUCAGCUGACCUUUGUUGUGGCUUACAUCAGGGACAUUGCUUGGGACAUGAACAUUGUUGGAGAAUCGUUCGAAACGGCCGUUGCUUGGGAUAAAUGUCUUACUUUGUACACCAACGUUAAAGCCUGCAUGGAGAGGGAACUCGCAAAACGUGGAAUUCAAUAUUAUGCCAUUUCCGGAAGGGUAACUCAAAGCUAUGAUACGGGAUGUAGUGUGUACUUCUACCUUCUGUUCAAGCACAUGGAUAAUCCAGAGCUUUCUCUGAAGAUGUUUAUGGAGAUCGAGGAGGCAGCGAGGGAUGAAAUUUUGACUUGCGGGGGAACUUUGAGUCAUCAUCAUGGUGUGGGGAAGCUGAGAAGCAAGUGGUACCCUGCUGUAGUUUCCCAAGUGGGGGCUGGUCUUUACAGAGCCUUGAAGAAAGAACUUGAUCCUAACAACAUAUUUGCAGCUGGUAACAUACUUGGAGAAAAUAAUCAGGUGUCUAAAUUGUGAACAUUGAUGAUUUUCGCAUAGAGACAUAUUUAGGACAAUGCUCUCUAGCAUCACUUUUUUUUGCUUAGUAGAUUACCCAACUUUGUUUAAAUAGUUGAUUCUUAUCGAGUGAUACUAAAGUUUCAAUUGCAUUUAUAUCAAGAUACUUUAUGAGGCAUACAUUCAACUGAUGAGAAUUGAACUACGGUCUGAAUACUGAAAUAAUUUUACGGGCACUGAAUUGCUCCAUAUUUAAAAAUGAAAGAACACAUUUAUUUGUACAACAAAAACCAUUAAUACCGGAACAACUCAAAAAAUCUUAAUAAAUAGAUGUCCUAAAUCGCCAAAUAUUGAUUUCGGGGAUUCGGUGUUGAUAAUAACAUC
Molecule: messenger RNA, 2168 nt
Organism: Culex quinquefasciatus (southern house mosquito)
Lineage: Eukaryota; Metazoa; Arthropoda; Insecta; Diptera; Culicidae
Product: alkyldihydroxyacetonephosphate synthase
Exons: 2
Coding region: 27-1805 (592 amino acids)
Biological process (GO): lipid biosynthetic process
Molecular function (GO): alkylglycerone-phosphate synthase activity; FAD binding
Source: RefSeq, a predicted model, not a curated record